Molecule: messenger RNA, 820 nt
Organism: Paramecium octaurelia
Lineage: Eukaryota; Ciliophora; Oligohymenophorea; Peniculida; Parameciidae
Source: the annotation of a GenBank genome assembly
AUGAGCUUUGAACGCUAUCAUUCAUCGAAGUCAAAUUUUGAAUCUGAUAACAAUUAGUGCAAUCACAAUGGAAACAAUCAUGCGCGGUUGAAAUAUGCUCCAAUUAAAAUUAUUCAUAAUAAAGUAGGAGACUGUGAGAAGAAACGAAAAUAUCCUCAAUUAAAUUUGCGAUUUUAACCAGCUGAUGAAAUCUCAGUAACAUUAUCAUUUAAAGUAGACUCGUUAAGAUCCAACUGUUACUAUUCCUCUAAGUUUUCUAUAAUUAUUAAUUCAAUAGGCAUAUUCAAAUAAAUAAUUACGUACUAUCAAUAACCCAUCAAUUCGCAUUGAAGAAAAUAGGAAUGAUGCAGUGGAAGAGUUAAUAACAUAAAUUGAAAUUCAAUAGAAGGGAAUUUACCCAAUUGAUGGUAUUAUAAUAUUACUAUAUUUUAUAACAGAGGAAAAAAAAGUGUAGAACAUCCUCUUAUAAAACCACAUGACCUUUGUACUUGAAAACGAGGAAGCAAAGGAGAUUAUUGAUAAUUUCUUUUAAGAUAACUUAAAUCUAAAACCUCAUUUUUGGACCUGGCUAAAAUAAUUAGAAAUCAAAGCAAUCCAAGACAUGUACAUUCUUUGUCAUUUUGAUCCAAAAGGAUAACAAUACCAAGAUAUGUUCAAACUAUUAUUUCAAAAACUCUCUAUAGAAUUUUAUACAAAACAUGCUUAUGCUUAAAUAUUGCGAAGUGAUUUAUCAGAGAAACUAAAAUAUUUAUCUUAAAUUGGAGAAAUAUUUAAUAAAAUUGCAAAGCCAUAAGAGUUUUAUUAUUUUAAAUCAAGGUGA